Messenger RNA from Brenthis ino (lesser marbled fritillary), 4164 nucleotides. The record is from the annotation of a GenBank genome assembly. NCBI's taxonomy places the organism in Eukaryota, Metazoa, Arthropoda, Insecta, Lepidoptera, Nymphalidae.
AUGGUGUUGAGCCCUUUUGCUCAGAGAGUACGUAAAGCCGUGUCAUCCCAUAAUAUGAGAGUCACAGGAAUAGAGAGUGCACUUGUGUUUUCGUACAUACUUCUGCACAGUGCUAGUCUAGUCUCAGUGAGAUUAGCCGACGAAGAAGACUCAGGAGGAUUAUUUAUUACGCCACCAAAUGCCGUAGAAAUUGUAAACCACCUUCACAAUUCAAAACUAGAAGUAAAAGAAGGAGAAGAUGUGGUCCUAGAAUGCCAAGUGAAGAACGCCAAGCCCGCUGCCAAGAUUGUUUGGUAUAGAGGGAACCAAGAAAUGAAAGGGGAUAAAGUGUCCAGUGAAGAUAUAAAAGAAGUAGAAGGACCGAAUGGGAACCCAAAAUCUACGAGAUAUACUACAAUAUCAAGAGUACACUUCAAAGCGAUGGCUGAUGAUGACUACGCAGAUUUUACUUGUGAAGCCCGACAUGAGGCUCUACAACGGGAUAUGCCGAUGCGAAGUACCGUUCAACUCAGUGUAUUAUAUCCUCCAGGUGCUCCCUACAUCGAAGGUUAUGCAGAAGGAGAGACAGUCAGACGAGGUCAGAGUUUAGAGCUGGUCUGCAGAAGUCGUGGUGGGAACCCACCAGCCCAACUUAUUUGGUAUAAAAACGGCGAACAAAUCAGAAUGGCGUAUAGAACAAGUGGUCGAAUGUCGGAAAAUGUUCUCUCGUUUAAAGCAGAUGCGUCGGACAACAAGGCGCGGUACACGUGUGAAGCCAAGAAUAUAAUGAUUAGCAACACUCUGAAGGCUGAAAUUGAUUUAACAGUGCUAUUUGCACCAUCCCAUGUCACAAUAUCGGGCCCCUCAGAAGCUCGUGUAGGGGAUCCUGUACCAUUGAGUUGCAGUACAGCCCCAUCGAACCCCGCGGCAGACAUCAAAUGGCUGGUCUUGGGAAAACAUCAUAGGGAAGCUAGCAAUCGCACAGUCAUAUCCCCUGAAGGAGGCUGGAUAACUACAUCGAAUAUAACAGUGGUGGUGGAACCUAACCGUCGCUCGAUAGUGGUCGUGUGUCAUGGCAUCAACGGUCAGUUAACUGAAAACGUGGUCUCUACACACACUAUCAACGUGCUAUAUCCACCAUCGGCUCCCAUGAUAACAGGAUACAUUCCUGGAACGACGCUCUCUUCAGGAACAGUACAAAAGCUGUCAUGUAUAUCCACUGGAGGCAACCCCUUAGCUACUUUGACCUGGUUUAAAAAUGAUAAAAAGAUACAUUCGAUAACGAAAACUACGGACAAGUCAGUGUCAGCGGAGAUAUCCAUCCUCACCAACGUGACAGAUAACCAAGCUCAAUACCGAUGUGAGGCAACAAAUAGUGCUACAGAAAUCCCUCUGUUCGAAACCGUCACAUUGAAUGUACACUUUGCCCCCGAAGCGGUGAAAGUUAGAGCUCAACCUGAGGAGCUUAAACCGGGAAUAGAAGCUACACUAUUCUGUGACGCCGCAUCAAGCAACCCACCGGCCACUUUAUCAUGGUGGAGAGAUGGGAUUCCUGUCCAAGGUCUGCCAAUGCAACUCAAGAAGGGUCUACAUGGAGGCACAGUGUCUACGAUAGAACUAAAAUUGAAUAUAACUAAAGAACUCAACGGAGCUGUGUACACCUGCCAGGCGAUGAACGAGGCGUUGCAGAGGAGUGUGCAUGACGCUUUGACACUUAAAGUUUUAUAUGCACCGAUUUUCGACGAAACAACCCCGUACAACACAGUGGGGGUGGAAAACGAGCCCUUAGUCAUAAUGCUGCGAGCUGAAGGAAACCCUGGAAGCAUAACGUACACGUGGACAAAGGACGGCCUUCCCAUCACACAGUCGUCAUAUAGCACUAUCAAUGACAGAAUUAUAUCAGAAGGCAGUAUGUUGAACAUGACACGCCUGUCGCGCCACGAUGCUGGUAUCUACACUUGUGAAGCUGUUAACUCUCAAGGCGCAAUGGCAGUUAACAUCUCAGUUAACGUACAUUAUCCUGCGAGUAUUAAAUAUGUGGGACAAAGCGAGAUUGCAGAUCCUAAUGAAGAUGCUGUGUUAGCAUGUACUGCGAGUGGUAACCCUCUCACAGCAGAUCACAUCAGAUGGGAAAGAAAAGGUUUUGACAUGGCUUCAAGGACUAUAACAUUUGAUCCCAAAAAUCAUACCAGCUAUCUAACUAUAGAAAAAGCUACUCGAGAAGAUGUGGGUUUAUUUAAAUGUAUUGCCAAUAAUGGUAUUGGAUCAGAAAGCAAAGAAGAUGUUAUGUUGGUAGUAAAAUUUAAACCGGAAAUGGAUACGUCACCAACAUUAGCCAAAUCUGCAUCGAAUGCUGGUCAAGUUGGCAGACUGACAUGCAAAUGCAAAUCAGCUCCAGCGCCAAAUUUCACUUGGUCAAAAAACGGUGCGAAACUGCCUGUGAACACAUCAACGAAAUUUUUUGCUGAAUACCAUAAAAAUGACCCCAUAACGUAUACAUCAGUCCUACUUAUAAACGAUAUAGGGACUUCAGAUUAUGGGUCGUACGAGUGCGGUGCGAGAAACGACUUGGGUUUCAGCACAAUAUCAGUCAAAUUGGAUGUUACAAGCGCUCCUGAUCAAGUGACAUCAAUUGCAGUAACUAACGUUACGUAUAAUUCAGUUUCACUGUCCUGGGUACCUGGUUUCGAUGGCGGCUUAUUUUCCUGGUUUAGAAUACGAUAUCGAAAAAUCUACGACGAAACGUAUAGAUAUGAAGAUGUUACUCCUCGAAAUUCAACAUCGUACACAAUACAUGGCUUGGAACGUAAUACUGACUACGUUUUUUCUGUAAUGGCGAUAAAUAAGAUCGGUCAAAGCAAAUAUCGACCAGACGAAACGAAAGCUACGACGCUUAACGUCAUCCCGUCGUCUGUUCAAUCGAGUUCUGAAGAAUACAACUCGUACAAUGUGCCGGGGGUUUUCAUAAUCACUGGCACUAUAGUUGGAACGGCACUAAUACUUUUAAACGUGCUUUUGGUUGGAUUUUGUCUUCAUCGAAGAACAAAUAAACGUAUACGAGCUUCUUCAGAAGUAGGUGAACUUAACGUGGUUUCAACAGAGCAUGUAGAAUCUGCAGAAAUAUCAAUACCAACUGCUAUUUACAUAUUAAUUGGUGCUGUAGUGUUAGUUUUGAAUGUUUCUUUAAUCGCAUAUUUUUGUUUGAGACGACGUUUGAGACGUAUGAAAGAACAAGCUGGGCAAUCGUCAAAAUCAGCUACCAUAGAAAUGUACGCACCUUCGUCAUAUAACGAUACAAUGACCGGAGAAACUUUAAGCUCGGUGUCUGAAAAAUCUGAAACAUACUCUCAAGAUGGGGAUGAAAGACCACCCCCUAUCCCGGAGGUCCCUAAUAUGCCGAGUAGGCAUAUGUUAAAUCAGACGGAUGCCUAUCUAAUGGAUGACCAAGGACUUAUCCCACCCCCACUCGAUUACCCACCACCCAACUACGCUGUGUAUGAAGGAGAUCAUGCGAGGACAUUACCCCAUCCCCACAGAAAUAAGGAUAUGUCGGGACAUAGCACGUUGGGUAGAAGUGCUGGUAAACAGAGUUACAUGCCAGCACCAAGCCCCAUGCCACCGCUAGAUGGCUCUUACUUCAACAUGGCGUCUGAUAGAUACCUCUCAUAUCCACCGAUUAUAGGAGAAUAUCUACAACACCAAACUGGACGAACUCCCACCCCUCCACAGCAGUACUCAUCAGUAAUGCCAAAGCCACACUUAAUGAAUGGAGUGCCACCUUCUCCUUCUUACAUCGCAAGCCCACCUCUCAACAUGGGAUUAGAUGGUCUAGACAGACAGUCCGCGGGCGGUACUUUGAGAAGACAAAGAUUCGACAAAAUGGCUGUCCCGCCGCCUGACGUCACUGUUCUGCAUCAAGGGAAUUGCAAUCAGCAUCCGCCCAUGAAUCAGACUCCAGCUAUAAAACAACCUCAGUCAAUUUUAAAAGAUCCAUCUAGGCAUAAAUAUGGAAAUCAGUAUGGAAGCCCAAUAUCGUCUAGCACUCCACAAAACUCGAGUCAAAUUCUCACUGUCCAAAACCUCACUUCUGACGUACCUCAAUACGGAACCAUUAAAAAGGAAAAUAAGAAACAAAACGUAACUAUAGACGAAUCGUUCAAUAAACGAAGCGAAACACAUGUAGUU